AUGAAGGCUGGUGUUUUGAAGUUCUCCCACUUUCUCUAUAGCUGCCGUCUAACAGUACAUCUGGGACUGUACUUUGAUGAAUCUUUUGACUUCACCAUGCAAUCGUAAGCCUAGUUGAUUCCUUACACAACCUGCUCGUUGGCCUAAAUAUUUUGUGUUCAUUCUUUACAGUUCAACGUAGUUUUUCACUUUUUGAGACGUUUUUUUACUAAGUUUGAACAAUUGCAUUCGCCUUUAGCACGUCUGUAAUCUAUCUGCGCCGGAGGUACACUCAACUGCGUUUUGCCAGCUUAGCGGUAUUGUGUAAGUUUUACUAUCAUACAGAUUACUUUUGCAAGUGUGGAAGCGGUGAUUGCGGUAUCAUCAUCAAAAUAAGUCUUUUUUCAAGCAUCUGCUCUUUUAACGCACUUCCGCAUUGACAUAUGAGGCUAAAAACGGUGAUAUCUUAACUACUGUAAACCAAUGGCCGUUUCUCUCGUUCUUAUAAAACUGUUUCGUCGGCUAGAACUCUACGAUACAAGAUUGAAACGACAAAAUAUGCGUUUAAGGGCAGUGACUGAUAAAGAUCAGACGUAUAUCUUAGCCAGUCCUGCCUAAUUCGGUCUCAAGCUUCACAUAAACUUGGCAACUUAGCUGAAGGGGCGAAAAAAUAUACGUGUGUUGAGUAUGUCAGUAUGUCUUGUCAGUUUCCAGGACUUAUGACAGUUUUUGAUGAUGUUUUAAAAGUACAAUCGGUUUUUCUUGCCAUUAUUAGCUCUUUUAAUACCAAGAAACGUAAAUUCAUCCAAUAUCAUGAAGCAUCCUUGCCAAAGCCAACAAUCAGGCAUGCUAUCAGGUCACAUUCUUUGCGUUAUUUUAGGAGUUGUAUAUGACAUCUUCAUCGCAACGAAGAACAGUGCAUUAUAUUCUUCUGGGAAAUUGUAUUCGGUGCGUGGUUUUAAAAUCCUGAAUGUAAGUGUAGAGGCUGGUUGGGUUCAGAAUUAUUUGCCCGUCAAAAAUGUUUAUAAAUAGAACAAUACUGUCUCUCUCUCUUCAAGUAAAAAAAAUCGAAGAACACGUGAUUUGCUACCAUAUAAACGAAGGGAAAAAUACAUGGUCCAUGUUGUCUAUAAUAUUACAGUUAGUGACCUACCUCAUGUAAUGUGUCGAAAUUCACAAAAGAUUGUCAAUCCCUAGCAAACCGACACAAUUUGAUGGGUCAAAUGUCUAUGUAAUUAAGUACAAGUUUAAAGGAAUAAAAAACAUAAAAGAAAUACUAUAGGCAUUGUUGUAUCGUUUAGAAAUGUCGAUAUUUUUUGAAAAAUGCAAUAUCCCGAAAACAUUGGAAAUGGCUUUUAUUAAACAACUUUCGUUCUUUGAUGUAUUGAAUGCAUUUUCAUACCAAAAACGUAGUAAAUAUUGAAGUAGACAUAAAAAACGUUUAAUAACAGUGUUUAAGUCAAGUUUAAAUCUAAAUAUCGUUUAAUAAAUAAUGUGAUUUCAAAUAUGACGGUUUGUCAACUGCCUAUAUUCUGGGUGUAGGUCCCAAAGCAGUUUUCCAGUGUUUUGUAAUUUCCGUGAUAAAUUGGGGUAAAAUGAGAGGAAAUUCAACAAGAGAAGCUGAAAUUUGCUUGAUUUCGCCGAUGGGGACGUCGAAGGAACAAAAAAUUUCAUAAGGUGACAUGCCACAAGUCAGGUCAGUGCCUAAUAAAUUUAACUAGAAUUGACAGGCCUGAUCGUAAACAUACAAUUUUAUGUUUAUUGAGGCAAAUUCUUCUUCCUUUUCAUUAAUUCACACUUUUGCUUCAUUUAAGAUUGCGCUGAUUUUCAGACCGGCCUCGAAAUAUUGCUGAAUACUUCAUGAUUUUUAGUGUUUUCAGUCGACCGUCCAUACAUACAGAGUCUGAAUUAAGCAUCUGUUAAGAACCUUAAAAUAAGACUAUUUUUAAAGGCAUUUAACAAAUUACCGAGUGUUCGAAUGUUCCUUUUCCCGAAGAUGAUUGUUUGGGUCACAUGUGAAGGCCUAUUCAAACAUUAAACUUCAUUUUCAAGAAGGGUGGCUGUCCACAACGAAAGUCAGCAGCGAAUAUAUUUUAAAUCAAUAAAAAAAAUUUACUUAGUAAGUUAUCUAGUUAAGAAGUGCUCGCUUUUAGACUCCGUUCUUUGAUUAUGAAUGCACGGCAGAGCGUCCAUAUUCAUAUUGAUAUUUUGAUGAAACUAUUAAUGUUCUGCUCGUUCUAUUUCUGAAUGAGAUAUGCGCUGGAGCUAACAUAAACGACAAGUAGUGUUUCAUAUGGUUAAAGCAGGAAAUGACCAUUCCGUGGUGUUCAUCUAUGUGAGAUCAGGUAGAAUUUUCCAAAUGGCAAAAUAAUUUCAGCCCACUUAAACGAAGGAAUACCUGUCUGCGUUUUUACUGCUGUUUUGAACACCAUAUCGUACAGAUCUGCUAAUUUGACACUAAGAAAUUUUUAAGACCUCUGGUUUCCUUAAAAUGACCUUUGUGCAAGCAGGGUGAUCAACAUGGUUAUUAUGGGACUUAUAAUAAAAUUUCAAGUUCGGCUAAAUUUGUUUAUUAAAACUCUUGCAGUUAAAUUACUAUCCGUUCAGUGACGAAGUCGCCCAGAUUCGUAACCGGAGUCUAGGACAUGUAUUAGCCUAGGUAAUUGAACGAAUAUAUUCCAUAGACCAUUUUUGCUAAAAUUUCCUGGUAUUUUUUUGAUACAAUUACCUUAACACAAUUUCUGAACAAGAAAAGUACAUUUCGUUGAAGGAUGUGGGUGAGCGAGCAAAAUGCACAACGUUUAAAUUGUCCAGAAACUCUCCCAUCAGAUUCCGAUAUGAGAUUGCAUGAGAUAGGUCACGUAUUGUAUAAUUGAAUUUGUAAGAGUUUUGAAAAUUUAUGUACAAAUACCCUAUUUAAACAGUUAAUUCUACAUAAUGUGGUUUUCGCUUCGUCCGGAGCAAGGUUCAUUCUAAAGCCAGCGGCAUAAUGGGACUGAAAUAUUUUGUAGUCAUGUUGCAGUAGAAUUAGUACUUCAAUCUACAUGGUUAGUCGCUUUUAAUCGAAAACGUAUCUCCCUAACUGAGAACUUUUAAUUAUUUUAUUUUUUAGAGCGUGAAAUGUUCAAUUAUACUGCAUCACAGCAGCAAGUUGACUGGUACUUCUUAUAAAUCUGACAACUUGUUCCACAAACAUUACAGAAUUUAGAAGCCCUAAACGUCAUCUCUUUCAAAGUACACAGAAAUGUUUGAUUUCUCCUGGAUGAGAAGCAUAUAGCUUUUUUCGGAAAGCUUGAAUGUAAAUGCAACGGGAAUUUCAGUUUUAGAAUAAUUGUAGUCAUGCAGACCGGAGGCGGGAAAGGCGUAGGUGGCUGGCACGGCCGAAACCGCACCUAGGCGUACUACCACAUCCUCAACAAGUAAUUGGCAGGAAUUUUAGCAAACGACUGCCAAGCGGCGGAUCACAGGCGAUUUUCGCGUGUAGAAUGGCUUCUUGAACCUGUGUCAGAGACAAAAAAAUAUUCGUUCACAGUCAACUGCGUUCCAGAGACCAACUUCUUGCGAGAUAAUCAGCACUGAGAUCUUUAGUCCUUUACUUUCCCUCUCGAAAUACCCUAAAGGGUUAUGUGGUUUAGAAUGUGAGCCAUAACAGAAGCUACUUUGUAUCCCUGUUCUAAGCGGCAAUGCCACGGACUAUCGCACGUUGUAUGAAUGUGAGCACGUCUCCCGUGGUUUCACCAGAAACCGCCACUUGGCCUUUAUAAAGAUAUCGUUUAAGAGAAUUAAAAGAAAAAAUGGGAAAAAUUAUUGCGUCUAUUGCAGAGGAACCAAACUCAGCAGAGAUAAUGUGUGGAUUUGCAAUAUAGAUAGGAGGGAACUCAGGAAUCAUUGCCGAAAUUCUUGCAUAUUUUUCAUUAAAAGAUGAAGCGUAUCGCAUGUAUCGCGGCGCAGCUUCUAUUGCUCGUCAUAUUUACCUACAGUGGGUGACCGAUCUCAUGAAAUGUUGGCUGAAAUUCUGAAAUGCGCUUACGACUAGGGAGGAUUACUUAGGCGCGGUUGUAGUAUUGAUUAUCUCGCGGCAUAAUCUAAUUAUAUUUUUGACUUGGCAGGACGUCAGCUUUUGAAUACAUUGCUUUUAAUUUCCGUGGAAAAAAGUAACUAUUUAAGUAGCAUAUUUUUUUCCCAUUGAGUUUGGAUAGUCUUGCUAAUUUAAACAUAUUUCGUAGAAACCACGAACAAAGAUAGGCUUUCUUUCAGUCGCUUGAUAGAAAAUCACGUCACCUUAAUAUUUUAUACUCGAAAGGGGAGUAUAAUUUUGUUUUAAACAGGUUUACUAAUAGCCGAAUUAUUUGGAGCCUGAUGAGUCGUCGUACUGGCGUUUAGUGAUUUCAGUCUACAAGGUGCCUGCGUUAAGCGUAAAGAAAAUCACAUAUUCUUCUAGGCAUUUUAGAAGAUACUAUAUAAAGUCCAUAAAAUUUUGCAAUGGAUGCGGACUAUGCGGUACAAUUCAUGAGGAGCAGUGUUAAACGGACGGGUACGAUGCUAUAUGAAUGGGCUUUUUGCUUUUAAUUAGAAUUUUUUAAAACCUAUUUAUACUCUCUCUUCGAGUAUAAAAUAUAAAGGUCACGUGAUUCUAUGUCAAACGACUGAAAGAAAGCCUAUCUUUAUUCAUGAUUUCCACAAAAAAAUGCCUGAACUUGCAAAACCACCGACAAUCAAUGGGAGAAAUGCAUACUACUUAAGUAGACAUUUUUUUUCGGUUGCGGUUCCAACUGGAGAUCGAAAAGCAGUGCAUUCUAAAGCUGGCAUUAUGCCAAUUUCGAAAAGCUAUUGGAGUAUUCCGCAAAGUCAUUAGUUUUAUGACCGCGCCUUAGUAAUCCUACCUAAUCGAAAACGCUUUUCAGAAUUUCAGUCAACAUUUCAUGAGGUCGGUCACUUACUGUACGUUCCUUCGUUUGGAUGCCAACUAGAGUAAUCAAAUUAAAUAUGACUCUUUUUAACAAUCUAUAAAAUUAAACUUAAUAAAUUUCAAGAAAUAUUUCUGCCAUCUUACAGUUGGCCUACAUGGAAUAUGGAGCAGAAGGCGAGCUCGAACAGAAUUUAUAUUGGAUUCAUGCCUGAAUCAGUAAAUAUGUGCGAUCUCUAUGAGUACUUCUCAAACUUCGGCAAUGUCAAGGAGAUUCGCUUGAUGAAAGGAUGUCAAGUUCCCGGCCGUGCUUUCGUCGUUUUCCGUGAUUCGAACUCAGCAGACAGUGUGCUUAGAUAUCGACCGCAUACGAUAAACGAAACACAAAUAACUGUGGCUGACACCUGGAACGCCUUGUCUGCACACGCUGGGUAAGCAUUUGCCCGUCUGAAAGGCGGAUAUUUAUCUUUUUGAAUAUAACCCGUCCCGUUAAAACGUGAAAACAACCGCAGAAGGUAAAUAUGUCCUCCAGUACGUGAAGGAGUUCUUUGAGAAAUAUGACUCACACAUCCAAUUUUUUGAUUCUCAGGGAUUUUUUGAAGUGAGGAAACAAGCACCGCAGAUGUGCACUUGUCAGCAUAGGAAUCAGUUCUCAUAUGUUUCAGUGACGUUUCAGGAACUCUUCAUGUUAAACUGCACUCCCUUGAUUGCUGCACAAAUUACACAUGCUAAAUAUUACCGUUCUUGGCAUCGCCUCGCCUUUGAAAAGACUACCAAAUUUUGACUAAACUAAAUAAGCCUUCGUCAGGUUUUCUGCAGUCGGAAUUUCAAGUAAUCAUUGAAAAUUUAGGCAGUCUGAACAGAAGUAGAAACGACGAUUAGGAGCACAUUUUGCAUUGUAAUACGCAUUUUUACGCCUAAUUCGUGCUGUUGGCAUUUAGGUCAUUGCGGGGAAGUAUAUUUAGAUGCCGUGCCGCGUCUGUUGAUUACAACCUCAGAUCUUUCUUCGGAUACAUUUAAGUAGCAGCUAGCUGUUCGUGCUUUUGUAUGGCGGCCAUGAAAAUGAACAUUAAAGAGAGACAGAGAAAGAAAAAUAAAUCUGCUUCAUCCUAAAAAUGCAGAUUCAAAACCUGCCUCGUUAAGUAUCCGAGGAAAUUAAUGCGCGAACUUUGAGUAAAUCUCUCAAAACAGACCUUUCAGACACGGUCCGAAAUUCGACAUAAAUAUUUGAGCUGAAAUCCAUCAGCCACUGCGGAAUAACUGCGUAAUAUUCACAAACCGCCAACAGGCAGCCAAUGUCGGCAGUUAUUCAAUGAUAAUACUAAUUUACACAUCAAAACCAAUAAAAUUCUAUAAAAGACAGCAAAAGGAUAUUUCAUUACAUACCGCAGUAACGUCGGCACGUAGACAAAAGUAGACAGUACUAACGCUCACAACGAGAGGAACGCAGCUCACAUGGGGGAUAAGUGCUCCAAAGUGACACACUUAAACAAUUAUGCGCAUUAUAUCAAGAUCGUCCAGACAUGUCAAAACUACAACUUCCAAAUUUUAAAAGUACUUUUUGCAAUUAACAAAGCAUAUUUUAACCAAAAAUGCGUGUUCAUUCACGAAGUAAUGCCUGUUCAUCAUGCGAUAACCUCGAAAAAACCAUGAGGGGCUGGCACCUUCAUAGCCCCUUCUUGGUCCCCUUACAAGAGAGGGCCGAGUGCUGGCAAGGAUAGUAUAUAAUUGUGUAAUCAUUUUACCGUACUAACAACACAGGUAUAAGCUAAAAGCCCAAACACGUGUGUUUCGCCGAUCUUGUGCCGUUGCCUGACGCAGCUGCCAAGGGUUCAGCUCGUUAGGAAUAUUACGCGGUUAUUCCGCAGUAGCUAAUGGAUUUCGGCUCAAAUGUUCAUAUCCAAUCGCGAAGCAUGCCUGAAAAUGCCUAUUCUGAGGGAUUCACUCCAAUUUCGCGCAUUUGUUUCCUCGGAAAUUAAACGAGGCAAGGGGAAACUGGAGUGCAUAUGUACCAGAAAACCCACGGGAAAGCUGGAGGACCCACUGAUGAGCCGCACCCCUGCAGCUGCAUCAGGCAGCGGCAUAAGAUCGGCGAAGAAUGCGUGUCUGGGCUUUUAACUAAUACCUGUGUUAUUAGAACGGCAUUAUGAUUACAAGAUUAAAGAUUCAAAAAUUUUUAGAAAAAAGACUUCAUCCACUCUAGAAAUAACAUACAUUAUCAAAUUAAUUGAAAGCCAAAAGGAGGGAAUGACAGAAGUUUUAAUGCGUUUUCCAAGUGACAUAUCAAAAGAAGAUUAGGUCUUCACCGGGAGCGGUUUAUUGGAUGUUUGACGUCCAAAGUAGUUGGUUCGUCUACCCAUCUUCAGAGAGCGGGGGCACUUGCGCACAGCUAUCCUUAUAUGGCGCACUUUGUUCAGUGCGUAGCCCACCAUUUGCCCCUAUCACUUGCCGGCGGAUUGUUGAGUCAGGCCUGUGGGCAACACCAAUUCCGAGUGGCGCGAGGGAUCUAGCCACGGGUUCGGAGACCCUUUAAACGUACGGAAUGCUCCGCCACGAUACUGGCUGACUGCGCUCUUCUUUGGCUGCCUUCAGCUCCGGUUUAUGAAUGUCCGCGAAUAGCCGUUGGCUCAGUAGAGUUCUUGGAUGAGCUUCCUUUCGUCCGGUUUGUUGGCCGGCGUGCUGCAAUGAGUUUGCACCCGUCGGUAGAGCGUGCGGACACAGUUUCGUUUGUGGAACUUCAUAGCAGCAUGCCAGUCGCCAAACCAGACUGGUUAGUUUUAGAGGUUAGUGUUACUGGUUAGGUUUAGGGGUUAUGCUUUGGGGUUAGGGUAUGGGACUAGCGUUUGGUGUUAGGACUCGUCGCCCGUACGCUCUCCGACCCCAACUCGUAAAACCCCUAUUAUCGCUGGUCCCGUAUCAUGUGCGGCUGGGUUUGUUUACCUCAGAUGGGGCUACAGAGAUGCAUCUGACCUUUAUACUCGAAUGCUGGCUCACCAAUCCAAAUAAUUUUUCCUGAGAAAAUAACAAUAAGGACACGUUUUUCAGUUUCCGUUCACUGAUUAUUGGCCUGUGCCGUUCCUGGACAAGUCUUAAUAAAACUAUAUAACAGAUAUUGUUGGCAUUAAUCUCACUUGUUCUGCGCUCAGCAUUAUGUCGAGUGAAUUGACCGUUCAACAUAAAAUUUGCCUUAUAGGUCCAAGUGCGCCUUCUAUGAGGAACUAAGAGUAAAAAAAAAUUACUAAUUUGGCGGUCAAUGAGGCCUAGUCUUUACACUUCCUGGGGCAAGGCUCAGUCAAAUCGACGCCCGUAAGAUGUGUUUAGAUCAACUGCUUCAACGAACAAUGGUCGCCUGUUGAACAGUCGAUCGGAUAAUCAUCGAAAUAGCUGCUAUUAAGAAUAUGAGUAUGCGUGCAUUGACUGCCCGGCUAUUUCUGGCUCACAACAGUGGGCAAACCACAGAGCGACCUGUCUUUUCUCAAAGUAGUUGCAUCAUCUAUGACCACUUACCCCAUUGUCCGAUGUAGUUAUUCAAACUGCAUUCCUAGUCUUCUCCUCCCUACAGAGUUUCACACCCCGGAAUCUCAGAGCGUAACAAGGCUGAUCAUUCUGCCACCCUCACUCAGACUAAAAUGCCGACCAAGGUCGCUUCCAAACACACCUCUAAUAUGUUAUCCAUAUAUGUCGGCAAUUUGACACCAGAUACCACCGAAACCGACCUCAUUGAAUACUUCUCCGAAUUUGGCCAUGUCAAAGGAGCCAGGGUUGUAAUUGAUAGUUUCACGGGCCAGUGCCUGGGAUACGGAUUUGUCACCUUCGCUGACGGAGAUGCUAUUAAGAAUGGUGUUCUGGAUGUCCGCCCCUUUCUCAAUGGUCGUCCUCUAACAGUACUUCCGGAACCGCCCACAGGUGACUCUCCUGCCUCCACUGUACAAUCGUAAGUUCGACUGAAUCGCUACCCACAGAGAUCAUCCACAAUGGCAGAUUGAAUUCUACGUUUUAUGUAGACCUUCAAAAUAAGUUGUUUCUCGAAGGCUUUUACCGAGGUGGUGACUGUUUGAACAUUCCUUUAGCAACGGUGGGUUGUGUUAACCCCUCUUUCUCAACUAAACUUAACUGUCUGAGUACUGUUUAAGGCAGGGGCUAUGCACAGGUAUUCCCAAAGAAAUAUAUGGGUGGAGCGUAAGCGUUCGACAACAGAGACCGUCCAGGAAUUCUGAGGAAGCUAAACGUUUCUGUUCUAACCAGAACAAGGUAAAACGAAGCGAGUCCAACGACCCCUGAUUGAAAAUGAGCUUCUUCCGGUCUAAAAAAGUUUAAAAUUAUAGGCGUUUUUGAAAUCGUGACGUACUUAAUCAUCCAACAGCGCGUUAGCAUUUGUAAAAAGUAAACAACGUAGUCUCCCUCUCUUGCAACACUUUAUGGGUCUCGUGUAAUAUCUUUUCAAGAGCCAUAGAAAUGAAUUAUUUUUAUAACACAGAAAGCACAAAGUUGCACCUAAGAAACAUUUUGGGGUCCAAAUCAUGCAGAAAAUGAAGCUUUUCAACGGAGAAUGGUCUUUUAUCUUUAAAAAUACGUAAUUUGCUAUCGAGCAGGCGACAGAAACAAAAUUUAAUGUACGCUUUCUCUAUGAAAAAAGGUCAAUAGGAAAAAUGUACACUAAUUAAGUGGUAUUUUUGCAAGUAUGUAACUAAGACAAGCGGCCGGAUGGGAAGUCACUUAAAAAGCGGCAUUAGAGGCUGCGGAAAGUGAAGCAUUUUAAUUACGGCCUAAGGUUUACAAAACAUAUCUUAUGCCUAGUUGAUUAGUAACAUAAGGAAAACCAUUAACACUUGUCAAAUUUCAGAAAAACAACAGAAAUCUGCGCGGAUUCAUAGGAUUAAAAUAUAAUGCUACCACGGCUAAUAAGCCAGGAAUGGCCGGUAAAACCAUUCUGUCUUAUUACUGUUCGUAACAGGUGCUAUUCACAGCUAUUUUUAAAGAAAUACAUAGGUCAGACGUAUGCGUUCGACAACAGAGACCGUCCAGGGAUAUUGAGUAAGUUAAGCGUUUCUGAUCUAACCAGGGCAAAGUAAUUCGAAGCACGUUCGGCGAUCCUUGCCUGAAAAAGGAGAUCCCUGGUCUAAGUACAGGUUAAAAUUAUAGGAUUUUUUGAGAUCAUGAAAUAUUCAAUCAUACAACAGCGCGUCGGCAUUUGAAAACAAUGAAAAACAACCUAGUCUAAACCUACUGUAAAAUUUUAUGGCUUUCAUGUGAUAUCUUCUCAAAAGCCUUUAGAAAGAAAUUAUUUUUCUAACACGAAAAGCAUAUAGUUUUUAGAUUAGAAACCUGUCGGACUCCAAAUUAUUCGAAAAGUGAAGCUUUUUAACGACGAGUGCUCCACUGUCGUUACUAAUACGAACUUCGCCAUCGUACAGGCGACAAAACCAAAAUUUAAUGCAUGUUUUCUCUGCAAAAAAGGUCAAUAAUAAAAAUUUACACCAGUUAAGUAGUAAUCUUUACGUGGGUGUAAUUUAUACAGGCGCCGUAUAGGAGGUUAUUUAAAAAUCGGCAUCGAAGGUAGCAGAAAUUAGGGAAUCACAGGAGGCAAUAGUAUUUUAUACGUAGUUGUCCUAAUAAUAGAUGAUUUUCUCUCUAAAAAAAUGUGCAUACCUUCCGUUAUUUAUUAGAUAGCUACUCGUGUCCCGUUAUUUCUUUUAAAAAACCACAUCCCAUUGGACGUUGUAAUUUUUCAAGUGAUUAUGAUCAUAACAAAAAAGCAUAGGCGAAAUUUGUUAAUCACAAAUUAAUUUUGAAGUCUAAAGGGUCAAUGCAUCUCGACAUUUUAAUUACGGCCUAAGCUCUGCAGAACAUCCCUUAUGCCUAGUUAAUUGGUCACAUAAGGAAAACCUUUAACGCUUGUCCAAUUUCAAGAAAAACAACAGCAACCUGCGAGAAUUCAUAAAAUUAAAAUAUAAUGCUGCAGUUGAUGUGUUUUUUUAUAAAAAGUUAAUGGAAAUUAUAAAACGUGUUUUAGCUAUUUAAAAAUUAUUCAAGUAGUCUUGUGUUAUUGAUAUUCAUGCAGCAUCGUCGUUAGAUAUUUUAAGUACCCCAUUAAGCAUUUUUUACGAGAUUUUUUUCUGGCUGCCUGUUCAAACCGUUCUCUGGAAAAAAUGACCACUAUGUACUUUUCCCAUUAAUUUUGAAUAUUCUUUCAAAUUCUCAUAUAUAACCCAGGAGACAUAAUGCAGAAUAAUAUCCCUUCUAUACACUAUAUCGGUGGAUAUCUGAGCCUGCUUUAAUUAUUUCAUAAAAAAGAGUAUUCCUAGGUCUAAAGAGUUUCGAAUUACGCAUCAGCUCAUUUAUAAACGUCUUUUAUAAGGUAAAUGACGUAGUCUCCAUCAAUUGCGAACUCCAUUGGCCUUAUGUGAUAUCUUCUUAAGAGUCUCUAGAAAUGCAUAGUUCUCCUUAAACAGGAUCUAUAUAGCUUGUGGCCAAAAAAUCUUAAAUGCGAAUGCAGUCGCAACUCCGAUUUCAAAUGGAACUUUAUUUUAAGGUAUAAAAAUGGAAGAAGGCGUAGUUUGCUAUUAAGGGGGUUUAAAAAGCGCAUCUUAUGCGUAUCUUCUCCAAAGUAUAUUUUAAUGCAUUGGAAAGCAGAAACCAAUAGAGAUAAUUUCAUAUCAAUUAAGUGAGUAUUUUUAAAAAAGUGCGAUUCAGGCAGACGUGUAGCAUCUUGGCCCAAAUGAUAUAUCCGAGUCUAUGCUGAAAUAUUAUUAAUUGCACACAUCUACUUAAGUAUUUUUUCGAACAAAAGACAUAUUUCAGAAUCUGAGUUCAUUUUUUUAUGAAUGCAAAUCUGCAGUGUUUGGAAACGGUACCGAAAUAGCAUAUCCGGAGAACCAGCCCAUCGUAAUACAGGAGACCGAUAAGAAGCGAAAGAAAACUGCAACACUUAUGUCAGUCUACUAUUAUUUGCAGUAAAAAAAUCACUUGGCAAAGGGGGUGUAAUCAAUUUAUGAAAAAUCAACACUAAAUAUCAGUUUAUUGGCGACAUUGCCCACGAGCGUUAUCGUGAAUUACAUUAAAUAAGCUAGUCGUCACAGAAGAACGAAAAAAAGCUGCGGCGUCAUUAAAAAAGGCAGUCGAUUAAAGCAGUCAAAGCGGACUUUUAUACGGAAUCUCUUGAUUGUGAACAGUUGAACGACCUAGUACUGAAACGCUGGGAAUUUUUCUCAAAUAUGCACCAACCCUGGUGUUUGGAGAAGUGUUCAUCUGUCCAUUCACAAAUGCAACGUACUUCCACUUCCAUACUCGGUGUUGAGACUUCGCCUAGGCAUAGCAAUUGGCCACGCGGGGAGCGCACAGGUGAACACUUUUCCAACACCAGGGUUGAUGAGUCAGAUGGUCGAGCAAUCAUCACACCAACAUCCAACGCACGUGAUGAAAUUGCAGCAAUUAAUGACACGAACGUCGGCCAUCAGGCAAUUAGCGCACCAAGUGCGACUAUCCCGGAUAAAGGGGGGCUGUGAAUGCUCAUUGGUAUGCGGUAGCAUGGCGACUGGAUCCUAUAAAUACUGCAGCCCCUUGUGCAAGAAUCAUUCGUAUCUGCGGUUGUCUCUGAUGAUGAGUUCGAUCAGGAGUCCGAAACUUCAGACUAAUAAAGCUCUCGUCUCGGCGAUCGUGUAUCCUUCUUCAAGCACCUCUAUCAUUAUAUAUUCCCGGCAGGACAACGGGCCCGUGACCCAGUGGUUAGGGGCGUUGGACUCAUAACUAACAUGUCGCGAUUUCGAACAUCGGACGUUUCUUAGGUUACUGGAGUAGGACAGUCGAUUUAAGCGGUCAAAGCGGAUGUUGAUAUGGAAACUCUUGAUUGUUAAAAUGCAAACGAACUACUCCUGACAUGCUAGGAAUUUUUCUCGAAUUUGCACGUUCAACAAAAGCAACCGCCUCAUGGCACUAAAGUACGGUUAUACAAACGCAGUAAGCAAUUGACAAGAAGAACCUCAGCACUCCACAAUCAGAAUGGUACUACCGAAAAAGACAAGAGAGACUGAAACGACCAUUUCUGGCUUAUUAGCCGUCGUCGACUAGUCAUAUCCAACCCCGAAGUGUGGAGCACCCUAGGCUUGAACUUGCAACCUGUCAGUUAGGCGUCCGACGCUUCUAACUACUGAGCCACAAAGAGACGAGUGCGUCCCUUGGAAACGAUCGGUGAGCGCCCCUCUACCAUUGUAUGUUCCCGAUCGCCACCAAGAGAAAAAAGGGCCCGUGGCCCAGUGGUUAGAGGCGUCGGACUUCUGAUUAAAAGGUCGCGAGUCCGAGCCCCAGAUGUUCCACACUUCGACGUUGGGUAUGACUGGCUGACGACGGCUAAUAAGCCAGAAAUGGUUAUUCCAGUCUCCCUUGUCUUUGUCGGUAAUACCAUUCUACCUAUAUCAUGCACCGCUGUGCGGCUGCUGAUUGGACUCGAGAAAGAAAGCGCUAAGGCACAACUAUACGAGUGAUUUCAGCAGAAAGGAUCGGUGGGCGCCCCUCUACCAAUGCACAACCAAUAUCCGGAGAGAACGGAUAAAGGUUUGUCUACACCAUUACUAGCUGCUUACCGAGAGGGAUCUGCACCAUGCCUUAGACACCGAUCUUGCCAAGGGCACCAAAACAUGCUGCGUUUGAGUUGGAAAUGUGCAAAUCUCAGUCAGUUGAUGACCAUAUCUGCCGUCGAUCUUAGCCAAAUACCUUCUUGUACGUAGAGCGAACAGUCUGCUACAUUUAACCGCAGCGUCUUCGGUAAUUAUUCAUUAACUUAUUGGAGUAGAACAGGCCAUGUAUUGAUAGAAUGAAGACACUUGUACAUAACUGAUGUGAGAGACAGUCACUUGUACUAAGUCGCCGGACACAAAGUGCAGAUUUAGCAAAACUUUAACUUCAACGGGAUAAGAUUAAUUAAUAGAGGAACUGAGAAAGGUCCGUAGGCUACAGCAGUACACAAAUCCUUCGCCGGGGUAGGUCAUGCCCACGCAAAUCAGAUGCCAGGCAGCUGCUAAUAAUAGAUAAAUAUAUGCCCAAGGCAUUGUGGAUGCUUUCAUUCAUUCCCCAGCAUCCUUCUCGUGUCCCUUUAUAUCUUGUGAAAGAUGACGCCCUGUCGGACGUUUUAAUUUAUUAAGUGAUCAUGACCAUGGCAAAUAAGCAUAAGUGAAAUUUAGUAAUGGGCUAUUACUUCUGAAUUCUGAUGAACCAAUGCCCUCCAAGAUUUUAAUUAUGGCCUAAGGUUCACAGAACACACCUUACGCAGAGUUGAAUAUUAACAUAAGGAAGGCAUUGGUACUUGUCCAAUUUCAAAAAACGAAAACAGUCUGCGCGGAUUCAUAGAAUCAAAAUACAUUACUACAGUCGAUGUGCUACCUCAGGAAAUGUUAGCGAAAAUUCAGAAACGUGUUUUCGAUAUUAGGAAUGUAUUCAAGUAGGCUUGUACUAUCGAUUUUCAGGCAGCAUAGUCCUUAGACAUUCUAUUCACUGCAGUAUACUGAUAUUUGUACGAGAUUUAUUCUGGCUGCCCGUUCAGACAACUCUCUGGAAAAAAUGAACACUUGCUACCUUUUAUUAUAAGUUUUAAAUAUCUUUUUAAACUGUCAUAUAUAGUUUACGAGAAUGCCAGAAAAAUACCACUUUUUUACUAAAUCGGCUGCUUCCCGCUCAUGCUUUAAUUUUUGGCUUAAUAGGGAAUAUUUUUUGGUCUAUGGAGCCUUAAAUUAGACGUCAGCAUAUUGUUUACGCUUUUCAUAAAAUAGACAGCGUAAUACACAUCAAUUGCGAAAUGUGGCAUCUUUCUUAGAGCCUCUGGAAAUUUAUAAUUUCCCUUGCGAAGAAUUUACAUAGUUUUCGGUUUAGAAAGCUUAAAUUCAGAUGUGAUAUGAUUAAUUGAUAAAGAAAUUGAGAAAUUUCCGUGAGCUACAGCAGUCCAGAAAUAAUUAUUUUAGCUCGAGCAUUCGCAGGAGUAGAUUAUGCAUGCGCAUAUGAGAAGCCAAGCAGCAGUUAACAGUGAAAUAAAUGUGAGACAGGAACUACGCGACAGUGACGAUGAAUGAGCUUUCAUUAUCCAAAGAUGAACUCUAGUUCAUAUUCUAAAAACCAUAUUUUGUGCUCUUGAAAAAGAUCUGUCUCUAAAAACCCGUUUGAUGAUUCAUUCGGCUAUAAUCUACUUCAAAGAUCUGCCCACCACGGUGUUUUUAGCCACAAUCAGGAGAGGGAUGUCGCACCUCAAACUACAGUCAAAAAACGAAGCAACUUCGAUGUCAUCUUCAGCAAUCAAACCAUAUUUGUUGGUCAGUUGAGUCAAGAAACCAUGGAAGGCGAUCUUGAAGCCUACUUCUCCAAAUUUGGCACAGUAAUGAGGACAGAAAUAAUAAUCGAUAGGAAUACAGGCUGGCCUCGGGGCUUCGGGUUCGUCACCUUCGCUGACGCAGGGACCAUGAAUGAUGGCGUUCUGGAUGCCUGUCACUUCCUCCAUGGUCGUCGCCUCAACGUCAAUCCGUCAAUGCUCCGUAGUGAUUAUUUUUUCCGCAGGACCCAGCAUCAAAUCCAGUUGAGUUGUCUACCACAGUGCUCUAACUUUUGCUCUUCCUCUGCCUGUUAUAUACGAAAUUUCCCCUCCCCGCCUCUAGGCAGUUUCCAUUUUCUUUGCUCAGGCAUUCAUUGACUUGUAGUGAUUCUGUUUGCUCUUGGCAUAUUUGGGCUCAAGUUUCGUCUAAGGCAUGAAAACUGCAGGCUGGCAGAGCUUCAGCGUGAAUUAUAAAAACCUGCUUCUAAGGAAUCUAUUUUUCCGAAGCAUUUCAAAUACCUACCCGUCUAUAGUUGGGGGAAGGCAGCAUUGUUUACUAACUGCAGUCUGACUCUGCCUAAUGGAAUUCCACAUCUAUUCUUUCUACUAUUAGAUAACAUUUUUCCUUAGAUAAGUACAUGUGCAUUUUUCGUCUUCAUCUGUCUAGGAAGGAUUAUAAAUACUUCCCUCCUUCCCCACCUUUUUAUACAAAAGGCAGAUUGUGUCCAAAUUUCAGCGGAAUUAGCGUAAGAUUAAAGUUAAAGUUGAAGCUAGAAGGCGAAAAUUUGUACCCUCCAGCAAUUUAGCGGAAAGUCCCCGUUUAUAGGCGUCAUCAUCUGCGCAUCUCCUGACCAGUUUUCAUUUUCGUAAGAAACAGGGAUUUCUUGGCGUUUUACUUUAUCAUAUGUGUAUAGUUCUUUGUUCUAGGCAGACCUAAAAUCCUGUGAUUAAAGGUUAAUUGCGACUUUUGAAGUAUUUCUAAAUUUCAAAACCUUGACAUGUAUCAUUUUUGCAACAAAUCUUUAUUGCUAGUUGGUUAAAAGGAUAAGUGUGGGAAAUAAAUUAAUGUCAAAUUCCAUAGAAAAAAUGGAAACGUAUGGGCUUAGUUGUAAAAUUAACGUAGGGAACGAAGGAGGCCUGAAUAUUCCUCUGUAGGUAGGUCAAUCUUUUUUUUGACGCCUUUCGCAAUCGAUUGUUUAAAAGAUUGGCCGGUGAAUAUUCCUUACGUUAUUGAAGUAGAGCAGUUCAUAUGGUAAUCGAAUGAGGACGCUUGUACAUGACUGAUGUGGGAAGUGAUCGCUUGCCCUACAUCGCCUGUCCCGUGUGUGGAACUGAUAAGCGUUCCGUGGACUACAGAAGUCCUGACACCAUUUUAGACCAAGCAUCUGUCGGGCAGCUACGUAGGGUGAAAAGAAGCUCGAACGGAAUCUUAGAAAUGUGAUGUAAAAGAGCAAUGACUCUGAAUGUACUUUAAUAAUCUGAUGGUGAACUUAAGUUCAUGGUCUGUAGACCGUAUCGUCUGCUUUUGAAAUGGGCCUGUCUGCAUAAACCCGUCUACACAGAUGCAUACAUUUAUUUUUGAUGUCUCUUGCUGCUUCGUAUUUACUCUACAGAUCUUCUCGCCGCGGUGUUUCUAACCGCAAAAAGAUGAGAAAAGUCCCACCUCACACUGCAGCCAAAGGGAACAACGACGCUGCUGAUAUCACCUCCAGCAAACAAACCAUACUUGUUUAUCAGUUGAAACGAGAAACCACAAAAGCCGAUCUCAAAGCCUACUUCUCCAAAUUUGGCACAGUAAGGCGGGCUAAAAUAAUAACCGAUAAGGAUACAGGCGUGUCUCGGGGUUUCGGGUUCGUCACAUUCGCUGACGCAGGGACUAUGUAUGAUGGCGUUCUGGAGGCCUGUCACUUCCUCCAUGGCUGUCGCCUCAAAGUCGAUCCGGCAACGCACCGUGGUGAAUUUCGUUCACGCAGGACCCAACUGCAAGUCCAGUUGAUUUAUUUACCAGAGUGCUCUGACUUUCGCUAUUCCUCUACCCGUUAUAUACGAUAUUUCCCCUCCUCUCGUCUAAACAGUUCCUGUUUUGAAGAAGGAGACGCGAUCGCUGGAACAAGAGCUUUAUUAGCCUGACGUUUCGGAUUCCUGUUUAAACCUUUCAUCAGAGACAACAUCCAUCCAUUUAUCCAUUGAGUUUUAGUUCUUCUAUUUACUCUUGGCAUGUUUGCACUCACGUUACAACCAAGGCAUGGAAAACUAUUUAUUGGCAGAUCAGUGACAAGCUGCACUGCCUUAGGGGUUAAUUGCUGAGACAGAACUACAGCGUAGUCUAUCCAAACCUGCCUCGAAGGAAUCUUUUGUUCCGAGGCAUUCCAAAUGUCUACGCGAAUCUCAGGUAGGUACUGCUAAAAAACUGCAGCCUGACUCUGUCUAAUAUUGGUUCAAAUAAUAGAGAAAAUUGUCGCCAAAUAAGUAUAUUGUCGUUUACCGUUUUUAUCUAGCAAGACAGGGUUAUAAAUACCUCCUCCUCCUCCUUAUCCUCCUCCUCCUCCUCCUCCUCCUCCUCCUCCUUCUCCUUCUCCUUCUCCUUCUUCUUAUUUUUAUACUACAGGCAGAUUGUCGACGAAUUUCGGCGCAACCAGCGUAAGAUUUAUACUUAGGUUUAAAGAUAGGACGCUAAACUUUGUACCCUUUUGAAAUUAAACGGAAAGUCACAGUUUCUAGGCGUUAUCAUCUGCGCAUUUCCCGACCGGUUUUCAUUCUUUAAGAAAUAGAGAUUUCGUGGCGUUGUGUGUUACCAUUUUCACACCACUAGUAAGUUCUGAGCAGACCCAAAGUCUUGUAAUUGAAGGCCACUACUAAAGUUCUAAAUUUUCCUACUGGAUCAUUUUAACACUAAACCGUUAUUGCAGGUAGGUUGAAAGAGGAAAAAUAUGGGCAUAUCUAUAAAAUGAACAUAGCGAAUUAAGUACGUAGGGGACUGAACAUUCCUCUGUGGGUAAGUCAAAUCUUAUUUUGAUACCUAUCGCAAAUCACUACCUUCCGCUUGGUCGUUUGUAAGACGGCUCCUAACUUCACCCGACCGCAUGCAUUCGGCGUUGAGUACUAGACAGAAGGACAGAGGCAGGACUAAUGGAAAGCAGGCCAGAUUGUGCACUUUUCGAUUAGCGCUUGCAAACAAAUGAACAUCAAAAAUGUCGUUUCAUACACUUCCUGCUCCUCCAUCUAUCUUUAAAGAGCAAUGGCGAGUGGCCCCACGAGACAUAAUACACCUUUUCUUUAUCAGCCCAACGUUUCGGAUUCUCACUUAGAUCCAUCAUUAGAGACAGAGUCAGGUAAGGUUGCUGAAUUACACUACCUUCCAAUGGCGACCCCCAAAACUUCGUCCACCAGUGCCUGCGGAAUCGAGGUAAUAGAAGGAUUCCAUUAACCCCAAAUAUUGGCGAGUUCUGCCAUAUGUGAAAAUUUCUUGAAAGUCGUCAGUAGUCCUUCUACGCACCUUGGACAUGGGGUUGCACACAGACCGGAGGCAACUAUAAGGCGCCAGAUCAUGAGACCGAAAGAUCCACUGCCACGGGUAAACGUAUGGAGUCGUUCACCGGGUCUUGUGUAGUUGUAGGCAAAGUGACUAUGUCAAAGAAACCGGAAGACUACUCCGGACGCGGAUAACCGAGCACGCGGUAGCAGUGAGGAGGAACGAUGCCAUCUUGCAGGUCGCGGCUUAUUCAGAGGGACGCAACCACUCAUUCCAGUUUGACAUAACAACAUUUCUUUCUACAUACAGCAACCGCGUGAACUGUGAAUUGUUCUAGUCAUGGUUUUCCGGUCUCCAAUCAAUCAACAAGCGCAACGACCUCCCCGCCCAGUAUUUGGCGCUGAGAUUUUGCCUAGGUAAAAAAGUUAGCAGCGAAAAGAGCGUGGAGGUAACAAAUUUGCCGUCGAACGAUCUUCGGUUUGAAUAAGAUACUGGCAGUAACGUUGAGUGUUAGCUGGGGAAGCCCGAGAGGGAUGAAGAAAGGGAAGUAGACGAGAAUAAACACACCGGAUGCAACAAUAUUUUUUCAGAUCUCUCAAUUAUGUGAUCAAAGUAGCCUGAUGCACAUUGUGCAAAUAAGUGCAAAGCAAGAAACUAUGCAUAAGAACUACCCGCUUUUUUGUCUGCCUUGCGAAAAACUCAAAGUAGCACCACUGAUAUGCGUUUAUACUUUUCUGUGCACACACGUUGCCAAACACCAAAUUCUCAGUCAGGUUUGUGACAGGUGGCGAGAGUUGAGGUAGGUGAGAAUAGUGGAAAAGUGAGGACUGAGAGUGCAUGCCAACCAAGAUCUAGAAAACUCUCAAAAUUCGCGUACCAUUAGAAGGACCGGGAUGUUGGCUUCGUAGCUGUUAAGUAACGCGGCCUACUGUAUCACUCUGCUCAAAUACAAAUGGCGUUCCGCACUCGGUUGUUAUAAAGAAAUGUCCGUCUGAUGAGAUACGAUCGAGGCCACGCCCUCUUCGUAUUGCAUUUGGAGUAAGGGUAAGGGCGAGGGCUGGCAUUCGUAGUAAUAUGGAAAGGGUGGUUUGGACUGAAAUGUUGGUAAGAUUAUAGAUGAAACUAGGCGGCAGUACUUGGUACGACCUUGGGGCUUAGCAAAAGCUCAACUUAAGUGCGAGGGAAAUACUUGUAACCCCACACUUCUCUUGUUUGGUUUUCCAAGCAAGUCUGAAAUCUUAUAAUUGCUGGUUACAUGGCUGUUGAAAAAUAACCGCGCUUUAUCAUUUUAAUCAUUGCAUUGAUCACUUUUGAAACGAAUCAUUAUUCCAAGUGCAUUGAAAGCUUUGGCCCAAUUUUCGGGCAUCCAACAAGCGGAGUAUAUGUAAAAUAAAAAUAAAAAUGUAAAAUAUGUGAAAAAUAUGUAAAAUAUGUAAAAUGAAAUUAAAUAAAAAUAUGAUAGUCAGUAGGUAUGUAUAUAAAUAUGUAUAUGCAAAUAUGUAUGUAAUAUGUAAUAUAUGUUAUAUGUAAUAUGUAAAUAUGUAUAUAAUAUGUAAUAUAUGUAAUAUGCAAUUUAAUAUGUAAUAUGUAUGUAAAUAUGUAUAUAUGUAACUAAAAUAUGUAAAAUAUGUAAAAUACAAUAAAAUAAAAAUAAAAUAAAAAUAUAGUAGUCAGUAGGUAGACCAACCCCUCUUUUAAUGCCUACCAUAAUUCGAUGCUCUUCACUGAAUUGUUUUAAAUUUGAAUGUGAUUUUCAACCACACCUCACGGUGAGCACUGUGGUGAGGACAGGGUUCUAGGCAGGCCAGGGCUGGGAAUGUGUAUGAAAACGCUCAUAGAUGAGGAGAGGGUUCGUAAGGCGCCUACAAAGUAGAAAGUCUACCGUGUACGACGACGUAUUUUUAGCCAAUGUUGCAACAAACAUCUACAUUUACUCCUGCCUAGGGUGGUAAAGUUUUGAGGAACAAUCUACCAGGAAAUUUGUUGCGUCUGGCCGUUGUUCCCGAAAGCUAGAUCAGAGCAUUUUAGUACACCUAUCACCGGAGGGUUGAUCCGGUAUUCACUGGGUCGUUGAGCGUGCUACCUCAGACGGUGACGGAAAAAAAAGUUGCCUCGAUCGGGGUAUUGACAAAUACUGAGGACACAGGGGAAGUUUGGACGAAAUCGCUAAGACAUCUCGAAUAUUUAGAAGAAAAAGAUCUGAUCGCUGGAAGAAGCAGUUUAUUAGCCUGAUGUUUCGGAUUGUCACUCAAAGCCAUCGUUCAGAACUCUGACUGUCCGCAGGAAGUUUAUAAUCUGAACAGUCUCUGCAACGAAGUACCAAUGCAGUUAACGCUUUUCUGGCAAUCAGGAUAGCCUAAUGAUCCUUCUUCAGACAUAAUGUUCGCUAGAAAAAUCAGAAUCAGGCCUCAAAUUCAACAAUAAAAAAGUUGAUUCACAAGGCAGUUUGCCCCAGACUAUGUAGCGUGCGCCUGCCUCUUGAAAAGGCCUACCUUUGACUUCUCUGAUUCUUUGACCCAGAUCCAAAAACGAAGUGACGCAGAAGUCGAACCCGAACAGAAUUUUUAUUGAAGCUCUGCCCCAAGCGGUAACCGAAAGUGAUCUGCAUGAGUACUUCUCCAAAUUUGGCCUUGUAAAGGACGUCAGAUUGGCGGAAAGGUUUAAACGACUCGAUCGUGGUUUUGUUGUCUUCCGUGACCUUGAAUCGGCAACGAAGGUGAUUGAGUCCCAGCCACACGAAUUAAAUAAAAUAAAAAUUACAGUGUCUCGCACCGAGGAACCAAGAUCUGCAGACACCGGGUAAGCAUUUGAUCUAUAGAUAAAAGGAUUUUUAAUGGGACGAGUGAGAGUUCAUUGUUCUGUAUAUUAAGACUCAUCCUCACUUGACAGCAUGUACAGAAUGAGUUCGACAACAUCUGGGGCAUAGUGCAUAAGUUUUAAAGGUGCCUCGGAAUGUCGUCCCAUUAGAACUGAUCACAUUAACGAAUCCUGUUGCAAACACACUUUGUCUCCAAAAUAAGGCAACUCAAAAGUUAUUUCCCAAAAGUCGAUCAAAAAACAUGGUAAUUUUCCUGUUUUCUGUAAUCAGAUAGUUAACGGAACACCCCAAAUUUAGGUAUGAGAGGACGAAUGCAAAAAUUUUGUAGAUUCGUAGUGCACAUAAGGAUAUGAGAGGAGGGGGAGUUCAUGAAUGGAGAAGGGACGUCGUUUGCUGCGACGAUUCUGGGCAUGUUUGUUUUAUCAGGUCCCACCGUCAGGGAAGGACACAUUUUCUACGUACGUAUGGAGAAACCGCCAGAAGACCUCCGCGCGCAGUGAUUAAAUGCAGCGGCGGGAUGGUAGGAAGAUAAACAGGAUUGCCAGUUUUAACCGGAUUUGUGGAAGUCUCUAGAAGCUCCGUAGCGUGCGAAGUGUGUUGGCCUGUUGCGGUACGCAAUAUGACGCGAAGGAUUAUUUCAAAGCGACGCAUAAGUUCGGAGGCGAAGGACAACAAAUAAGGUUUGAAAGUGGAGGCAAACCGAGUAUGACCGGCGGCAAACGUUCUUCCCAGUGAAUGUGCUUAUCACAAGCUCAGAACGACAUCUUGAUAAGACGGUAGAAGUGUGUGACUAGACAGUUGUAUGAGAGGUGGUAUGUUAACGUAAUUGUGCGGAAAUUACUACGACAGUUUGUUAGGCCAUAUGACAGUCUACAUUUACAAUGGUGACCCUGAACAUUGAUUAUUGUCCAGAGAACACAUUAAUUAACCAUGCAAUGAUCAGGAAUUCACUGCCAAUAUUAACCACAGUUCCAUUUUGGAUGAGGGUUUCGAUUCGCCAUAGUGCAAAAUCGCCAGUCACUGCGACUUUGCGUAUUGGUAAAGAGCCUAGAAGUUCUGUUAUUUUUGAGAACAAACGUGUGUCAGGCCAAAGAAAGGUGAAAAUAAGGGAACUGUUUACGCCAACCAAUUUUGGCCUUUUAUAGGGCCUCCCUUGAUGGAGUCCAUUUUCAAAUGUGGAUGUGUAUGCUAGCUAGUGAAAACCUUUCCUGAUGAGCUGCAGGGAGGUCCAAAUGUAAGGAUGACGGGCAACGGUAUAGAGAAAGACCCCACUUCAUUAACGCCAGUCUGUGGAUCACGACACAGGAACUGUUAUCUUCGCAUCCAUUGGCAGGCCUUUGCAGCACACUACAUUGCCAAUAACAAUCAACUGCCAUGGCUUCAAACCAUCACUCGAUCUCCUUCAUAUUUGAAGUUUACUUUUUGUUUAUUUUUAAUCACCGAGCUCAUUUCCGUUGUCGUACGAAAGCGUAAGAUGAGUUCUUCAGGAGAAAUCUAAACAACUUCUGUGUUUUCCUGCCUUUCGUCAGCUUACUGUCUUGUGCGCUUUCCCACCCGUAAAACUCCCCUUAUCACCACUUACGUAUGUCUUCUCGAGAUUAGGUUGACCAAAACUUGAGUGUCAGUGUGUUUUAAACUUCUUUUGCCUCCUGGAUCAUCCGGCUGGACAGUUGUUGGACUGCUUCUGCAGAAACGAUGGAUAAACAAAGCCAGCAUGAACUUCCACUCUAGGAAGCUUGCUAAUGGCCUAGCCAUAGAAUGGGGCAGUGGAGGAUGGAGAGAUGCUGGAUCCGGCGUGGGAUGGUUCCACCUGAAAUGAACAGCAACUCAAAUGCGGUGGAUGACGGUCCGUUGACCGCCUAGCUGUCUGGGUAAAAAGCUUCUCACGUCGAGGCGGUUCAUUGCAUUUCCAUCCGUCCAGGCGUUUAUACACGCCCCAGCCUCCGCUACAGUGUGCAUUGGUAGGCCUCAUUAAACUGAUUCUUAUGGAGCAGUAGGCGCUGAACCUUUGUGCCCUCACGGGACUACUUGUGGUUUUGCCAGGGUGGGGGUCCAAGGAUCGCAGUGCGACCGUUAUAGGUGGCGUCCAGUGGUCUGUUCCAUUUAAUCUUGGCACUCUUGUUCUCCGCGAGUGACAUGGGUUCCAUAACGACGUUCAUUCCGUCGACGAGAUCUCGGCUUGGGCAUCGGUAUUGAGAAGGACCCCACUUAACUGACGGAAUUCUGCGGAUCACGUCAAACGGGCAUUUAUCUUGAUACCAAUUUGCAGGCCUUUACAGACACUACAUUGCCAAUUACAAUUAAUUGCCAUGGCUUCAAACCAUCACUCGAUCUCCUUCAUAUUUGAAGUUUACUUUUUGUUUAUUUUUAAUCACCGAGCUCAUUUCCGUUGUCGUACGAAAGCGUAAGAUGAGUUCUUCAGGAGAAAUCUAAACAACUUCUGUGUUUUCCUGCCUUUCAUCAGCUUACAGUCUUGUGCGCUGUCCCACCCGUAAAACUCCCCUAAUCGCCAAUCACGUGUGACACGAUCAAGUCUACCGACGGUAAAGUGGGGUCUUUCUCCAUAGCGUUGCCAGAUGAAAAAAGUAACCCGAAAGCGUCGUUGUCACACUCCGCGUGAUUUAUGGUUGCGAUAAGUCCUCACCCGCCAGACACAUGCCAUUUCAGCGCAGGAAACACUAGAAGCUUACUCCUUCAGUUGAGCUAUAAGCUUGUGUCUUGUUAAAUGUCAAUGGAAACGUUCAAUAUCACAUAGGAAUUUCGUCAAUCGGCUCAUUCUAACAUCAGAAAGCAUGUAGGCAGUAGUUUAUAAACUAGAGCUUAACAUUAAAAUGUUCAUCACGGCAUGACAAUUCAGAUAGUAUUUUUUAUAAAGUUCCAGUACAGUCCAGUUUUCCAUUCAAAGUGAGUAGAAUGUCUUUUGCAAACGCGACAGUCCUGGACUACACUAAGUGCGACUGACGUAUCGAAUAAAUCCCAACUUUGAUAUUCUGAACCCUUUAAACUAGGUCUGGGAAGGAACUGAGACAGAGCGUGGACCCCAACAAAAUCUUCCUUGGAUCUCUACCCAAAAGGGUAAACGAGUGCAGUCUGCACGAGUACUUCUCCAAAUUUGGAAUUGUCAUGGAUGUAGGCGUGCUACGUGAACGUUUCUUCGACGGUCGUGGUUUUGUUAGCUUCCUUGACUCUGAUUCGCCAAAAAGGGUACUUGAGUCAGAGCCACACCAAAUAAAUGAGACACAGAUCACCGUCUCUCUCGACAGAAAACCAGGAUCUGCAGGCACUGGGUAAGCCUUUGACCGACCAUGGCGAACAUAGCCAAUACGGCCGCAAGGGAUUUUGCUUUUUUGCGAGUUUACGAACUCAUAUAUCCUAAUCACAUUUGAAUAAUAUUUUACAUGUUGAACAUCUGUUAUUCGUUCAAGAGAGGCGUUAGCAACUUGCCAUCAUUUGCUUAGCGAACGCUUAUCGAAUACCAAACAGACUGAUCAAAUUAACAACUGGUUAAUUAGUUGUCCUUUGCUUUUAAAAUAAUAUCAUUCCUAAAACGGUUUAGUUUACAGAUAAAAGGCACUGCACUAUGAUAUCAAAAUACGAGGGUUAAGGGGUUGUUUGGGCACUGCGCUUAUGUUUUCUCGAAAAAAUAUGAAGCCAAUCGAGGGAACACGAAUAACCACAUUUACUGAAAAUUCCACUUUAACGCAUAUUAAGCAGGAUAUUAAAAAUUAAUGGCGACAGGGGAAAGAAGGAACAACUUUGAGAGUGAAUAUUUAUUUUAUUGCUCUACCGAUAUGGCUCGACGGAAUCUGCCAAGCAUGCUAGUCCCUGCACCCGAUUUAUUCAGCUUCAGUUAGUUUGAUAUGUACAUAGCCCUGCUGCUUGAUGAAAUAGAAAAAAAUGUGAGACCGAUCAUGGGAUUCGAAUCCACGGCGGUAAAAGCAAGACACGAGUUCAGCCAACUAUGUUACCGCCCGAGCUAAGUACAGUACGUGACCUAUCUCAUGAAAUCUGAAAACGGAAGCUGAUGAGAGAAUUUCUGGACGUCUUCAACGUUGGGCAUUUUGUUCGCUCAUCCACAUCCUUUAAUAAAAUGUCCUUUUCUCGUGCAGAAAUUUCGCUUACGUACUUAUAACAAGAAAAAUAUCAGUAGGUUUUGGCAAAAAUGGACGUUGGAAUAUAUUUGUUCAAUUUCCUAUGCUAAUACAUGUCCUAGACAUCGGUUACUCUUCUGUGCGACUUUUUCAUUGAGGGAUAACAAUUUGCUUGCAAGAAUUCUAAUGAAAUUGAUUUAACCAGACCUUUGUCUGAUGCUAGCCGUAAAUAGGAACUUGCAAACACAAAGGUAAUUUUAAGCAAACCAGAGAUUUUAUUUGUUCCUAAAAGUAAAAUUAGCAGAUCUUUGCGCUUUGAUGCCCUACAGUGCAGUAACAACGCAGAUUGUGAUUCCUUUGUUCGAAUGAGCAUGCAUUGUUUUCCUGUUUGAAAAAUCCUACCUGAUGUCUUUUAAAUGACUAGCACUGAAGGGUUAUUUCCAUUUUAAAGCAUAUGAAACACAACAUUUCGUGUAGUUCAGUUAGUGUACAUACCUAAUUUUAGAAAGAGAACGAGCAAAGCAUUUAUAGUUUCAGCAAAAUAUCAGUAUUAAUAUGGGCGCUCUGUCGAAGAACCGAGUCUAAACGCAAGCAAAAACAGUGGAAAUGGUCUUAGUAUACAGAUAAGGGCGUGCUCCUACGUUGACGAUAUAAACACAUCAGUAUUGUUUCGGAACUUGAGAAGAACGGCCAAAAGUGUCAAACUUUUUCUGGGCCUCACCGUGCAAAAAUGCAAAGUACACAGCGAUUCAUCAAUGAAGUGCAGUACGCAGUGCGCAGGGGAAGAGGGAACUACCUUGAUAGUCAGUAUAGAUUUUACUGCUCUACCGACAUGACUGGACUGAAUCUGCCAAACAUGCCAGAUUCUAAACAAAUUUAUCAGUAAGGUCAGAUUAUUCAGUCAGUUUACUAUAUCAAAUGCCUCAGUCAACCGCAUUCGACAACGCUAGCUUGGAGCUCUAAGGCCACACGAAAUUUGGUGUAAUUUGACUUAAUCGAUUUGCGACGUUUUAAUUUCGCCUCGAGGUAUAUAUGCAUCGCAGCAUGUGAAAAGAGUCUCUUCUCAAAUGACUGCAUCAAGCUAGGCAAAUUCUGAAAAAAAGCUACAUUUAACUAUUAGUUCCUCUAUUAAAAUACGACUUCUCUGCUGCUGCUAUAGGUCCACUAACUCACGCACUGUCCCUCAAAAUCCCCCCACUGAGACUCCUGCCGUGGACCUGAAGUCAGAAACGUCGCCUCGUUCAGAAUCGCUUACAGACUGUCCGGAGGGCGAGGCGUCUGGUGCAGCGCCGGAAGUCCGUGACCACUGCUCGGAAGUAGUUGGUAGUGCAUGCCAACAUUCAGGAGCCGGGAAUGAAGGGGAGACGCAGCAGCCAUCUCCAUGA
Messenger RNA from Spirometra erinaceieuropaei, 26942 nucleotides. Lineage: Eukaryota; Metazoa; Platyhelminthes; Cestoda; Diphyllobothriidea; Diphyllobothriidae. The record is from the annotation of a GenBank genome assembly.